Cavenderia fasciculata is the source of this 2148-nucleotide messenger RNA. Its product is annotated as 5'3'-exonuclease N- and I-domain-containing protein. Gene Ontology annotation, molecular function: 5'-3' DNA exonuclease activity; 5'-flap endonuclease activity. Bases 1 to 2148 code for a protein of 715 amino acids. Gene Ontology annotation, biological process: mismatch repair; DNA recombination. The transcript is spliced from 9 exons. The record is from RefSeq and is a predicted model, not a curated record. Lineage: Eukaryota; Evosea; Eumycetozoa; Acytosteliales; Cavenderiaceae. Gene Ontology annotation, cellular component: nucleus.
AUGCCAGUUCCACGUUUCUUUCAAGAUUUUAUCGAGAAAUACUUGAAUACAAGUAAACUAUCAUUAUUAAAUGAAAAUAGAGUUGGUAUCGAUGCAAUUCAAUGGUUAUUAAAGUUACAUCUCAAGGAACCAUUCCAAACUACUAUGGGUGGUUCACCACUUACAAUGAUCACUGUCAUUCAAGAGGAAUUGGAAAAGAUCAAAAAAUCAAAUAUUAAACCAUUCUUUGUAUUCCCUGGUUUGAGUAUUUUAAAGGAUCGUCCACAAGCUACAACUGCACGUGCACAGAAAUUAAGUAUUGCUUGGGAUGCCUAUUACAAAGGACAAUAUGAAUUUGCUGAAUCUCAAUUCUCUGAUUCUGAAAGAGUAUUAUUGGUACCAUUUAUUCAAUCGAUUAUAUCUUAUUUCAAACAACAAAAUAUAGAAUUCUUCAAGGCUCCAUUCUUCUUGUGGGCACAAUUGGCAUUGUUCUCUGAUCCAUCACAGAAAAAUUACCUCAAUGCCGUUUGGGGAGGUUACGAAUCAUUAUUGUUUGGUAUUCAUCGUUUGAUUGUCGAUAUUGAUUUUGACAAGGGUGUAUUUUUUUGGAUCGAUCUCAAGGCCAUCCUCAAUGAAUUGGCUUUGACUCAUGACCAAUUUGUCGAUGCUAUCCUUUUAUGCGGUUAUGAAUUUUGUCCAUUAUUCCCUCAUUUUAUUAAUAAUAAUUUUGGUCCUCAAUUAUUUAGAGUUGCAUGUGAUUUGGUAAGACAACAUCAAACUGGUAUUGCAGUGAUUCAAGAUCAUUUCCAUAUGUAUCCAUUGGAAAAGUAUAUGGAACAAUUUAUGAAAACAAAAUGUUUAUUAAGAAAUCAUAUGAUUUACACUCCAUCAUGUCACUGUGAACCACUUUAUAGAGAUUUAGCCUAUCAAGUUAAACCAACUGAUUUAAAUUCAAUAUUUGGACCAAAAUUACCAAAUGAUUUAUAUUUCUAUAUUUCACAAGGUGCAGUUAGUCCACAGGUAGUAAAUAAUUUGAUUAGUGGUAUUUUGAUUGAACCAUUCCCAACGGUGGAAUCUGAAGAGUUCCGUCGUAUGCUAGAGUAUCUCAAGGAUGUGCGUGCAAAGACAUUAGGGUUGCUCUCUGCAUGCCUCGGCGAUGACAUUCACAACAAGGUUGUCAAAAAUAUUCGUUGGUACGAACCAAAGGAUUUCGAAAUCCCACAUGCAACCAUCCUCAACUCCACCCCAUUUGGACGUGCCAACAACUCCAAGUCAAUUGUCAUUCCAAAUGAAAUUAAACAACAAUUGCAACAACAAACAAAAUCAAAUCUUCCAAUCACCUUUCAAUUUGUUGCUGCUUGUUCUUCAUCAAAUCCAUUAAUCAAUAAUAAUAAUAAUAAUAGCAACAGUAACAAUAAUAAUCAAGAACCUAUUGUACCUAUUAAAGAUUCACACGAAGCAAACUUUUAUAUUAUGUAUCAAUCCCUUUCGAUCAUGGGGUACAUUGGUAAUGAUGGAAAGCUAACAGCUUAUGGACGUGUAUUGGAACAAUUAAAGAAAUCAAAGUUCCAAGAAGAGAUUAUUUUAGCAAUCGAAUUAAUGAGAUCAAACUGUCUAUCUACUGAAAAAUUAACCUUUAUUCCAAAACCUUCAUUUGAGGGACCAUCAUCAAAUAAUACGACUGCUUUAUUAUCAAGAUUAUUAAGUCUUUUACCAUGCAAACUUGAUAAUACUCCAUGGUCAGGACCAAUAGAUCAUGAUUUGAUGGCAUUCCAUGAAAUUGCUCGUACACUUUACAAGACAUUAAGAAACUUGAUAGAGAUUACAGCCACUUCACACUUUUUAACUCAUAGAAUUGUUUUUGAACCAAAUGAAUAUUUCAACUUUUCGACCAAACUUCCAUUCUUUUUGCAAUCAAAUGCCAGUAUGGGCUUGAUGGUCAAGGGUACCAUGCUCGAAGGACUUGGUAUUGAAGACAUGAAGGAUAUCUUCCCCAAUUGUAUCGACAUUGAACACGAUCUUGAACGUGCCACCCAAUUUUUGGAGGAAAUCGUAUCAGUCUUGCCAAUCCUCGUCAAAGAAAAUCUUAUCGACAAGUCACUCCAUGAAAGUUUCAUCCAAGCUAAUGAAGCAUGGAAGAAAUGUCGUCUAGAUCAAAUUGAUAAUUAA